AUGCAUGGUAUAAAGUUAUCUAGAUAUCUUAAAAUAUUGGUGCUACUAUGGUUCCUGCUGAAUUUGGUUAAUGGUUCAUUGAGAUCUGUAGGGUCUAGCAACUUUGAUGCUGAACAUGAAGAGCAAAGAAUAAGUCUAGUGAGAAAAAAUCAAAGAAAAAAUAUAGAAGGCUCUGGCUCUAAUCAACGACUUUUAUUGCCAAAAUUUCAUAAUGAUAAAUUGUUGGAUAAAAUAGAGUCAACUAUAAUGAGCUCUAGAACCACACGCCCAUCACAAGCAAUUCCAAAUAAGGUGCAAGAUGGACACGGAUUAAUAGCAACCCUUCCGGUUUCAUAUCUUGUUGGGAGAACAAUCAAUGAUCUUACUUUAACUGACUUAAUUAUUGUAGCAGAUAUUGAAGGUUAUUUGCAUGCAGUCAAUAGAAGUACAGGUGAAACAAAAUGGUCUCUUAAUUCUACUGGAUUCGAACCUUUGGUGAAGAUAGAGCAGCAAUCCUCCGUAGAAACAAAAGAAACUUUAAUUGUUGAACCUUUUAGAAACGGUUUACUGUAUUUUUUUCAUGCUAACCAAGGAUUACAGAGAAUUCCAGCAUCUGUACGUCAAUUAAUUGACAAUUCACCAGAGUAUAUGAGGGCAACACUUCCUGUUGAUAAUUAUGGUACUACAGUUGAGGAUGAAAAGAUCUUUACAGGGUCUAGAUCCAGUUCAUUAUACACAAUUGAUCUUAAUUCAGGAGAUAUCAUAUCUGCAUUCGGUUUUGGAACUAGAAAUUUUGUCAAAUGCUUUCCUGAUGACGGCAAUAAAUAUUCUGUACAUCCAUCAAAUUUACUAACUAUUGGAAAAUCAAUUUAUCACUUGCAAAUUGAUAGUCAUUCUUCCUCUGUCUUUAAUGUAACCUAUGCAGAAUGGCAACCAAAUUCUUUGGAUUCACAUCUUUCAAAUGAAAAUACAAUUCCAGGAGAUGGGUUACUGAUUACUCCCUUUAGAGAUAAGACAUUAUUAGCAGUGGAUACUCAUAUGAGAGUAGCGAAAUGGAUAUCAUCUGAAUUCCCAGGUAUUGUUACAACAGUAUUUGAUGUAUUUAUGGAUAAUUAUUCUUCCGAACCUGUACUUGUAGCUCAUCCAUUUCAUUCUAUAUCAGAUGAGGAAACUGAGGGAAGUAAAGUUUACUUAGAACAAAUUGAGAAUCAAUCAUGGGUGGCUUUCUCUAUAACAAAUUAUCCAUCACUAGUUAAAGCCGCACCGCUAUCAAAAUAUGUAACUAGUGAUAAUUGGAGAAGUGAAUCAAUUUUUAAAAAUGAGAAUCUUUUUAGAACAUCUGUGAUAGGUGUUCAUGUACUUAAAGAACCAUCUUAUCACUUUUCAAAUCAAUACUUAACCAGAUCCCAAACUAUGCCGUUAUUAAUUGAUUCUGUUGCAUAUGAAUCAAAAGCCUUAGCAACGAAGCAAUUGAAUAUAUAUCCAAAUCAAGAAAUAAUAAAUGACCUAGAAGAAGAAAUAAAGGACAAUCGUGAAGAGAAGUAUAUUAAAUCUUCAAUAGCUCUAUAUAUACUAAGAUUUUGCUAUAAAAUUUUUGAAAAUGGUCUGAUACUAAUAGUUUCAGUACUAAUUUUGGGAGUCUUACAAAGGCUUCACCUUGUACCACCUAUUGGAGCUAUAUUGAAUAUAUUCGGAAUAGCUCCUGUUUUUAACAAUUUAGAUAAUAUCAAUAAAGUCAAUAAAGAAGUAAAUACUUCAGAAAAUGGGCAAAAUUCUUCUACAGAUGAGGUUACCAUCAUUGAUGAAGUAACAAAGACUGCAAAUCACUAUGUCAACAAUCUUAGUCCUGAUGUAGUAGUGAACGAAGAAUUGGACAUUAUAACAAAGAAGAAGAGGAAACGUGGCACUAGGGGUGGUAAGAACAAUAAACGUAAAGGAAAUACCUUAGAAAAUAAUGAGGUAUCAGACAAUUUAAAACAUCUGGUUGUGUCAAAUAAGGUUUUAGGAUAUGGUUCUUCAGGUACUGUAGUCUUUGAAGGUAAGUUUCAAGGAAGACCAGUCGCGGUGAAGCGGAUGCUUUUAGAUUUUUGUGAUUUAGCUGAAAGAGAAAUUGAGCUGUUAACUGAAAGUGAUAAUCAUAGUAAUAUCAUUAGAUAUUAUUGCUCUGAAACCACUGAGAAAUUUCUAUAUAUCGCAUUAGAACGUUGUAAUGCCUCUUUACAAGAUAUUAUUGAAAUGAAAAAUCCUAAGAUUGAAAUAUCUGAUUCAUUAAUUAAAACUCUAGAUCCUAUAAACAUACUUUUUCAAAUUGCAUCAGGUAUUGCGUACCUUCAUUUGUUAAAGAUUAUUCACAGGGAUAUCAAACCACAGAAUAUUUUAUUAGCAGUUUCUAAAAUUAUUGAUAAAAAUACGGACAUUGAGACUGAAAAGAUACGAAUAUUGAUAUCUGAUUUUGGAUUGUGCAAAAAAUUAGAUGUCGACCAGUCAUCUUUCAGGACAAACCUUAAUAACCCAGCAGGUACAACUGGUUGGAGAGCACCUGAGUUGUUAAAUGGGAGUUUAGUCAACAAUGAUGUUAUGUCGAGUAGUACUACCUUAAAUAAAAAUGAUUGUGUGCAAGAAUUAUCAAAUUCGUCUACUGGUACAUUUUAUGAUACGUAUACAAAACAACGACUAACAAGAGCCAUUGAUAUCUUUUCGUUGGGAUGCGUUUUUUAUUAUGUCCUAUCUAAAGGAGAACAUCCAUUUGGUGAUAAAUUCAUAAGAGAAUCAAACAUAAUUAAUGGCUACUAUAAUUUGGACCAUCUGAAAAGGACUAUUGAAUAUAAAUCUGUAACUUUAGAAGCAACAGACUUAAUUAAAAGGAUGAUUGAUAAGGAUCCUAAAAAAAGACCUACUGCAGCUAUAGUGUUGAAACAUCCACUAUUUUGGCCAAUAUCUAAGAAAUUGGUUUUUUUGUUAAAGUUUAGUGAUCGGUUUGAAAUAGAAAACAAAGAUCCAACUAAUCAGUUAUUAUUAAAAUUAAAUGUUGUAUCUUCUAAAGUGAUUAAAAAUAGGGAUUGGUCUUCCAAGUUUGAUCAAAAAUUCAUGGAAAAUUUGGGUAAAUAUAGAAAAUAUCAUUUUGAAAGGGUAUUAGAUUUAUUGAGAGCAAUAAGAAACAAGUAUCAUCAUUUUAUGGAUUUGCCUGAGGAUCUAGCUAAAGAAAUGGGACCUUUACCAGAUGGAUUUUAUAAAUAUUUUAUACGAAAAUUUCCUAAUUUACUAAUGGAAGUCUAUCUAUUUGUCGAGGAAAAUAUGAAAGAGGAACAAGUGUUUGCUGAAUUUUUUUAG
This is a messenger RNA of Arxiozyma heterogenica, 3309 nucleotides long. RefSeq names its product bifunctional endoribonuclease/protein kinase IRE1 (gene IRE1). Gene Ontology annotation, molecular function: ATP binding; RNA endonuclease activity; protein serine/threonine kinase activity. Gene Ontology annotation, cellular component: IRE1-TRAF2-ASK1 complex. NCBI's taxonomy places the organism in Eukaryota, Fungi, Ascomycota, Saccharomycetes, Saccharomycetales, Saccharomycetaceae. Gene Ontology annotation, biological process: intrinsic apoptotic signaling pathway in response to endoplasmic reticulum stress; protein phosphorylation; IRE1-mediated unfolded protein response. The transcript has a single exon. The record is from RefSeq and is a predicted model, not a curated record. Bases 1 to 3309 code for a protein of 1102 amino acids.